Molecule: messenger RNA, 1641 nt
Organism: Spirometra erinaceieuropaei
Lineage: Eukaryota; Metazoa; Platyhelminthes; Cestoda; Diphyllobothriidea; Diphyllobothriidae
Source: the annotation of a GenBank genome assembly
AUGUGGGCCUCUGGAGAAGCUUGCUGGUGUCCGGCAGACAACGUGGAAGUCUUCUAUGGCAUCGACUCGGUGAUUCCUAUCGACAAGAUGUGCGAGAAUAGAACUCAAAAUCGCUUUGUUUUCGACUCCGCCUAGCCAGACCGGUAUGUGUUCACGUACCCUCUUUUCCAGGCACCUCGCUGUACGGCCAAUGUAUCGCGCUCCACAGAAGCAAGCGAAUGAAUAAAUGCACAUCGAUUUGGCCUACAAUGGUAGUCUGUCUUUAUUUCCUAAACGUUGUAGGUAAGAGCUUGUGAAACAUACGCGUAAACUCGGCACGGGGAAACCGUUAAUGCUCGCUGUCUUCAGACGUCAUCUUUCUAGGUGGCUUGCUACGUCCUCCUAAACAGCAGUCUUAUAAACAAGUCUUUCUGCUCUGCAGUCGUCAUGGUAGGCUUUGCAGUGCGCUCUCCAAUAUUUCGGAGGUCAAAUCUAUCUGGGUAUCCGUUCUCGCGAAGUGUGUUCCGCAGUUGUUGUUCUGCUUCAACAGUCUCCGGAGAGCGGAUACGUCACACUCCAGCUGCGCAUGCAAAUUACCUCGAAAACCUCGGCAGUCCGGUCGGCUUAGUGAAAAGCAGCGAAGGCUGAAGUUUAAAUUUAGGAGGCCAACCAGAUGGCCGCUUAACAAGCCAAAAGAGCUCCUCGCAAUUGUCAAGCGACACAAAUCGCCAACACAAGCACCCGACCUCUUCAAACAGGCCCAGGCUGUUAAUGAGCUUUCCGCGCGCUGAUCAGUCUAACUGGGCAUCUCAGGAUACAUUUCAGAAACAACCUCAACAAUUAACCCUGUCCUCAUCAUCAGGUGCGAAUUAUUGCACUGUAACAUUGUAUCAAGGACAUUUAAACAACGAUCGGUUGGGCAUGCCUGAAUUUGGUGACAGUCGAAGAGAACUCAACCAAAGGUCCACUGAGGACUAACUGUCGUACCCGCUGAGGAAAGAACCAGACCGCUGAAUGGCACACACCAGAGCAGGAAAAAUAAUAGGACUGUGACACUCUUCGCUGUUGCAAAAGCGUUAGGAAAAAAGGUGGGACUACAAAAACUGAGAAUGAAGUCUAUUAACUCCUUUAACUGAUUCGCGUGUACAUGAAGGUAUGGGCAGGACAACGAGUACUUUUUUCGGGUACGCGGAGACGUUUCGCGUCAUCGCCACCGUCAAUCCAAUGAGCCACUAAUGCCGCUUGUUCGUUGUCAAAAACCAAGGCACUAUUGGCGAACACAAGCGGUGUUUUCUGAAUGUCACACAGGGCCUUCGCCCGUCCCCUUUAGGUUCCCGCUGCGCAAUCGAAGAUGGGGGGAGGCAGGGGUUCCACCCAACAGCGUGUUUGACCAUUGGUUAAAGCACCCCAGUCGCCGGCGCAGGCAGUGUGGUGGGUUAUUUCCAACCCUACUCGAGUCUCUCCACCUCCACCAACUGGCUUCCUACAACAUUUGAUAUCAACUUGGAAGAAAGGCAAUUAGGGCGGUUCUCAUCCUUCUCCUCCUCCUCCUCCUCCUCCUCCUCCUCCUCCUCCUCCUCCUCCUCAUCCUCAUCCUCCUACUUCUCCUUGAUUUUGAUGUACCCGGAUGGCAUCAACGACGAUCACCUCACUCACAGCUGA